CAUAAAUCUCUCUUUGUGUCUCCCAGGUGGAGGAGGAAAGAGGAACGGCCGCAGCAAGAAAUGGAAGGAGAUGCUUAAACUCCCGCACAUCAGUCAGUGUGAGGAGCUGCGCCGCACAAUCGAGAGGGACUUCUCCAGUCUCUGUGAGAAGCAGCCGAUUGGUCGUCUGUUAUUCCGUCAGUACUGUGACACAAGACCGGAGCUGAAGCGCUGCAUCGAGUUCAUGGAUGCUGUGGCCAUGUACCAGCUAGCCCCGGAUGAAAAGAGGAGGGACUGUGGACUGAAUGUUUUAGACACGUACUUUAAUAAUGGGUCAGCAGCCCAUCUGCCCGACAUUCCCCAGGAUGUUAUAGCUCGGUGCCGGGAGAGAUUGGAACAGAGUCCCUGUAAGGAGCUCUUCAAUGACUGCACCAAAAUAGUUCGUGAUUAUCUGAGUGGAGCUCCAUUUUCUUCCUACCAGGAAUCCAUGUACUUCUCUCGCUUCCUGCAGUGGAAAUGGUUAGAAAGGCAACCAGUAACCAAAAAUACCUUCAGGCAUUACAGAGUACUAGGAAAAGGUGGAUUUGGCGAGGUUUGUGCCUGCCAAGUACGUGCCACCGGUAAAAUGUACGCCUGUAAAAAGCUGGAAAAGAAACGAGUGAAGAAAAGAAAAGGUGAAGCAAUGGCACUAAACGAAAAACGCAUUUUAGAAAAAGUUAACAGUAGUUUUGUAGUUAGUCUAGCGUAUGCGUAUGAGACCAAGGAUGCGCUGUGCCUGGUGUUGACACUAAUGAACGGUGGCGACUUGAAGUUCCACAUCUACAACAUGGGAAACUCUGGCUUUGACGAGCAAAGGGCCAUUUUCUACGCUGCGGAGAUCUGCUGCGGCCUUGAGGAUCUGCACCGUGAGAGGAUAGUGUACAGGACACAUCAGAAUUUCCGACUUGGGCCUCGCUGUUCAAAUCCCUGAAGGGGAAACGAUACGAGGGAGAGUGGGGACUGUUGGAUACAUGGCUCCCGAGGUGAUCCAGAACGAGAGCUACACCUUCAGCCCGGACUGGUGGGGGCUGGGCUGCCUGAUCUUUGAGAUGAUCCAAGGCCAGUCGCCCUUCCGCAAGCGCAAAGAGCGAGUCAAGCGGGAAGAGGUGGACAGACGGGUGCGAGAAGACCAGGAGGAGUACUCUGAUAAGUUCUCGGAGGAGGCGAAGGACAUCUGCAGACAGCUCCUGGCCAAGGACCCAAAGGAGAGGCUGGGCUGUCGGGGCUGCGGGGCCAUAGAGGUCAAGCAGCACCCCAUCUUCAGAAACAUCAACUUCAAACGGCUAGAGGCCAACAUGUUGGAUCCUCCCUUCAUCCCAGAUCCUCGAGCUGUGUACUGUAAAGACGUCCUGGAUAUCGAGCAGUUCUCCACAGUCAAAGGCGUGAACCUUGACCCGACAGAUGACGACUUCUACCACAAGUUUGUCACAGGCAGUGUCCCCAUCCCGUGGCAGAACGAGAUGAUUGAGAUGGAGUGCUUCAAAGAAAUCAACAUCUACGAGACUGAUGGGAUCCUGUGCUCAGACCUGGAUGUGAACCGGCCAAACCCUCCUCCAAAGAGAGGCUUCUUCUACCGCCUGUUCAGACGAGAGGCAAGUGCUAGUGCUCCAGCAACUGUCCGAGGGGGUGGGGGCUAAGGUUUGUCUUAAGAGUGGUUACAGUGACGACGAGAUCGAAGAGCCUUCAAGACUUUAAACCACUCUCCUCCACUCGCACCCCUCCGCCGCUGAUCUUCACCACAAACUCCAACCGAGCGAGAAACUUAGGAAGUCAGUGAAUGUCGACCUGUAUUUAUGAGCUGUAUUAAAAGUGUAUUAUAACUAAAGAAAAAAGUAUGAGUUUAAAGAUUUUGUACAUUUGCACUUGAAUUUAUGUCUAGAUGUAUAUUUUCACUAAAGGUUGUAUUGUACAAAAAGCCAUAAAAGUACCACUUGAAUGCAUACAAAAUGUUUUUAUUUACUUUUUUUAGUUUUUAUUUUAAUUUGGAAUGGGUAUAAAUAAGGUGUAUUAAAGAGUUUCUUUUAAGAAGCACAGCACCAGUCAUCUUUAUAAUUUUUUUCCAUGUUGCAUAAAGCUUUUUUUAUGAUUGUCAUUGAUUUAGCUAACAUGAUGUGUUUUACCAUCAAACUAACAUUUUGUCUCUAAAUACCUGAAGGCUCAAGUAAUUCCUUAAACACGUAGAUUUAAAUGUUAUGGAAGGAAUCUAAUCUAGUCAGACUUUACUGUUUAUGCUGCUUCAGCUUCCCCCAGAUGUUGUCCAGAUGUGUUUUUCAUGGGGAUUUGUCUGAUCAAACGUUGCUUUCCCCUGAACUGGACGGUGGGUUCAGUGAACGCUUUUCUUGGUAUCGGGUCCGGCCUAGAUUAAUUUUUUUAUUUUUCUCCACACCUGCAACAGUGACGUAAAACACACAAAACAAACACCUGAGAGGCCCUUUGUCUGUCUCACAACUUGUGAUGAUUAUCUCUCAUUUCUGAAACUUUAGACACGUCUCCUGAGCUGCAGCAGACAUGAAACAUGAAUUUUAGGAUGCUCGACUGUUUCCGAUGGAAGCGCAGCUGCUAGACACACGUCUGUUACACUCUUUUCUUUGUUCAGGUGGGAUGUUUUUGUGUUUUGGUUUCAAUAGUCUGCUUUUACAACCUGUUUUGUCCCAGUGUGGUUUAUAUGCAGACCGGAAAUAGCUCUUUUUGUGGUUUGCUGGCCUAGUUUUUCAGAUUUUUCUCUGAUUUAAUAACUGGAAAAUUUAGCUAUUUUUUUAAGGAGGGACCCUUUUAUAAAGAGUUUAAACAUUUACAAAACAUUAAUAAUCAUUUAUAAACAAGGGAAAAAACUGAUUUUUUUUUUUACCUAAAUAACUAUUUGCCUAAACAAACUGUCUCCAAUCACUCCUCCUGCUCAUGGAGAUAACUUACUGACAAAUGUUUGACACUUAAAAAUCAAUGUUAUGAAUUCAUUAAUACAAAUUCGGCAUUUAUUUUGCUAAAAAGUAAGCCUGCUUCACCGUACGAACGUUUUGUCUAUAAAAUGUCAACUUGCUCAUGAAAAAUCUAUUUUUAAAUCAUUAAAUCCUUUAUAAAGGGGUUCUUUUUAGGAAGUUGUACCGAGUUUUAAAAGCAGAUGGUUUUGUUAAUAAAACAAAGAUACAAAUUAGAAAUGCUUCGAAAUCAAAUCAGUUUUCACAAAUUCAGCUGGCAGCAGUUGAGUCUCGGCACAUUUAGGCCAAUAUAAUGAUACAGAAGUCUGUUUAAAUCGUUUGGCUUUAGUUAAGUUUGUGAUAAAAACAUUAUUGGUAAUUGGUUUCAGUAGAUUUGUUGGAAUGACAGAUAAAUUGUGACUUGUCCUUUCACAACAUUUGUCGUUUCAAGUAAACUAACCAUGAACAAACAUAUUUUUUCUUUCUAUACAUCAUGAUUUUACAUUUUUCUUUUGAGGCAGUUAUUCCAUUCAGUACUUGUUUUAGAUGCUGUGAAUACCUCACAUGUUUCAUAACAAGCUUUAAUCCAUCAUCAGUUUCAAUGGUGAUACUUUUGUGCCGUUCAAUUUAAAGAUUUAAAUUAGUUUUUGUUUGGGUUUUAAUUUUUCUUCCUUUUUUUUGACAAGAAGACCAUGUUUGCUAUUUUGUCAGAGCAGAACGAUUUUUGGACGUGAAGAUUAUUUAGCUGAAUUCCCAUGUUUUCAAAAGUCAGGCUAUGGUACGCAUAUGGUUUCCAUUUAAAAACAGGAAAACAGAGAAGUAGGCUGUUCUGAAAGUUUGUCUCCUGUGGCACAUUUCAUUAUCAGAAAUCAAUGUGUGCAUCUAGUUGUUGCUGGCUUGUGUUACUUGGGUUUCUGUAUCUUUGUAAAAAAAAUCUAUAUUUUGCUCUCAGGCACAUUUUUAAGCAGAUUUCACUUAACAUGUAGAUUUUUUGCCUUUUAGUGCUCUAGCCUCAAAAACCCUUGUAAAUGAUGUAUUUCUAUGUAACUAAGCUCUAACACGUACUCACUUGUUCUCACAGGGAACGUAUACUGUGUCCACCACCCAUUGCCUUCUGUCAUUGUUUUUAAUGAGCUCUUCUCUUGUACAAUCCAUACAGCAGUGAAGAAGUCCUGUUUCAUUGCACUAUGGUGUGUUUUGACAAUGACUAUGAGAAGUGUCUUUAACUUUUUUUUUAUUCUUGCCAAUGAAACCAAAAGCAUCUCGCUAAAUUUAAAACUUUUGUUGACUAAAAGAAUCUGCUCAAGAAAGACUGACAAGCCUUUAUUCUGUGUGCCAAGUUAUUUUCUGACAUCCUGCCUUUUGUUUAACUUCCUAAACUGUCCGUCCACUGGUUGAAAGUCCUUCAUGUAAAAAAAAUAAUAAUAAUAAAAAAGGAAAAAAAAAUCUUUAAACAGCUCAACUGUUUUGAAUGUUCGCACUAAGUGCAUUGUAUUGCCUGUUUAAAAAAAACCUCUUUUUAUUACUCAAGCAUGUAUCAGAUUGUAAUACUUCAGGAUCCUUGUAUAUGUAAAAGAUGACCUUCUAGUGCCAACAUAUCUUACUGGUAUUUUGAGGACAACUUUAUGAAUGACAAGGUGCCCAUCUGAGUCGGCCUGGUUCGGACARCAAACAUUCCUCUUCUCCGACGUGCUGCUGGUGAGCCGAGCGGGUCGGCCCUCACCGGCAGCGCAUAGAUAUGGAAAAUCCUCACUUCCAUCAUCACUUGAAUAUAGUUUAGGUUUAUAGACGAGUACAGGUUAGGAGGUUCAGAAAAGUUUCAUUUCUGUAUGAUAUUUUCAAUGAAGGGAAGACAGACGAAUUAUUGGUAUUAAUCUAGGCCUAGAACUUUUUCCUUUUCUGGGUUUUUUCUUCCUUUUUUUUUCAAAUCUGUACAGUCAUGUUGUUCAACCACUGCAGUCAUUGUUAAUUCUUGUACAAGUUGUAUCACUGGUUGUUGUACCAUAUCUGACAUUUGUAAUUAUGAAAUAAUACACUGCCAUUUGUAUUAAAAAAAUAAAAUUUG
Messenger RNA from Austrofundulus limnaeus, 4998 nucleotides. RefSeq names its product G protein-coupled receptor kinase 4 (gene grk4). Gene Ontology annotation, biological process: protein phosphorylation; regulation of signal transduction; signal transduction. The record is from RefSeq and is a predicted model, not a curated record. Lineage: Eukaryota; Metazoa; Chordata; Actinopteri; Cyprinodontiformes; Rivulidae. Gene Ontology annotation, cellular component: cytoplasm. Gene Ontology annotation, molecular function: G protein-coupled receptor kinase activity; ATP binding.